UUCACACAUUCACUGCAGUUUGUCAUAAAAGAUGGUCUGAAAGACACCAGUGGGCUGUCAAGCACCCUAGCAAAGCUAUCCCGUGCAGCCAACCUCCUCCACAGUGGCACCUCGUUUAAAGACUGCUUUGAAGCGUGUUCUGGUGAUGCAACAAUUCCAACAGCGAAUGCCACACGAUGGAAUUCCACUCUGAAGCAGGUGAAGGCUUAUGUGCAUUUAGACAUGCAAAAGCUGUCCAGUGUGUUGGAAUCAGUGGGGCACAAAAGCCUUAUCUUAUCCCCGCGAGAGUAUGCUCAGCUUAAAGAACUGAUCGAAGUUCUUGAUCCGUUCUUAGAGGCAACCAACCUAACUCAGGGUGAGACUACUGUCACCGUCAGUGUGAUUGUGCCCUGUGUCCUCACUCUGCGCUGUUACCUGCAGGAAAUAAGAGGAAAAGCCAGAUACUGUGGGCCUCUGGUGAGAGCUCUGGAGAGCUCCUUGAAAACAAGGUUUGCAGACGUUUUCAGUGCAGUCAAGAUACCAGGAUGUGAGCCGGCUGAAGGAAGAGGCCCCACCAAAUUUCCUUUCACCAAUGCCUACUUCAUAGCAUCUGUGUUGGACCCAGCAUUUGGCUUCCAGCGGCUAGAACAUGAUGUGCAGCUGGACAGUGACGUCAAAGAUGUGCUGAAGACUGAGAUCAAAGAGUAUAUAAAGGCAGAGGGUGACAAGCAAGCGGUAUCAACAGCAGAUGCAGCGGAAGCAACAGGACCAGGGGAAGGUGAACUUUUAGAGUCUCCUCCUGAGAAGCAGUUGAGAAUGUUCUCCCACUAUAGGAGGACUCCCUCCUCCACCGAGAAGAAGCCGUCUGGCCAGGCUCAGUUGACUGCAUACCUCAACUUGAUCGCUGAGCAGGACUCUGACUCAGUCCCGUGCCUCAGGUUUUGGCAGCAAAACAAAUCCAAAUUCCCUACCCUCUAUCAGAUUGCCACACAGGUAUUCUCUAUCCCUACCUCCAGUGCGCCCAUUGAAAGGGUAUUUAGUCAUGGAGGCAUUUUGAUGAGGCCUCACCGUGCAAGGUUGAGUAGUUCCAUGCUGUCAGAUCUUAUGUUUUUGAAAUGCAACGUGUAUGCUUAAAACUAGUGCUACCAGCCUUUUGUUCCUAACUAUUCCUGAGAGACAAUGUCUUUUGACUAGUUUUUAUGAAUGUAUUGUAUGCUGUGGAACUUACUUCUGUAUACUGUUUCCACCAUUUGCUAAUAGCAUGCUAUUCACAGCUAUCAAAUGUGUUUUGAAGCACAUCCAGUGUUCAGAAUGUCAAAGAAAUUCAGACUGUUCUAAAAAUGUGUGUGUGCGCGCAUGCUUGCGCGUGCAUGUGUGCGAGUGUGUGGGUGUGCAUUUGUUUGGCUAUCGUGUCACAAAGUAAAUAAACUCCCUUUG
Lampris incognitus (smalleye Pacific opah) is the source of this 1416-nucleotide messenger RNA. RefSeq lists its product as uncharacterized. The transcript is spliced from 2 exons. Bases 223 to 1113 code for a protein of 296 amino acids. The record is from RefSeq and is a predicted model, not a curated record. NCBI's taxonomy places the organism in Eukaryota, Metazoa, Chordata, Actinopteri, Lampriformes, Lampridae. Gene Ontology annotation, molecular function: protein dimerization activity.